CAAAAGAAGGCGGCCGCCGGCGGGGUGGGGUUUGCGCCGGGACAGGCGGGCGAGAGAAUCCCGUUAGAAGCAGUGCGGAGAACCCCAGCAGCGCAGGACGAGCGGCCCGCCGUGCCCAAAACGCCGGGAAGAUGCCGAAAACGAUCAGUGUGCGUGUUACCACCAUGGAUGCUGAGCUGGAAUUUGCCAUCCAGCCCAACACUACAGGGAAACAACUCUUUGAUCAGGUUGUCAAGACAAUUGGUCUGAGAGAAGUCUGGUUCUUUGGACUCCAGUAUCAAGAUACAAAGGGAUUCUCAACGUGGCUCAAAUUAAAUAAAAAGGUAACAGCACAGGAUGUACGCAAGGAAAGCCCUCUUCUUUUCAAAUUCCGAGCCAAGUUCUACCCGGAAGAUGUGGCUGAAGAGCUGAUCCAGGACAUCACACAGCGCCUGUUCUUCCUCCAAGUGAAGGAGGCAAUUCUGAAUGAUGACAUUUACUGUCCUCCAGAAACAGCUGUCCUACUGGCUUCCUAUGCUGUCCAGUCCAAGUACGGCGACUUCAAUAAAGAAGUGCACAAGUCUGGUUACCUUGCUAGUGACAAACUGCUCCCACAGAGAGUUCUGGAGCAGCACAAGCUUAACAAGGACCAGUGGGAGGAGAGGAUCCAGGUGUGGCAUGAAGAACAUCGAGGAAUGAUUAGAGAAGAUGCUGUUUUGGAGUACCUAAAAAUAGCACAGGACUUGGAAAUGUACGGUGUGAACUACUUCAGCAUUAAAAACAAAAAGGGCUCUGAACUCUGGCUAGGUGUAGAUGCUCUUGGACUCAACAUUUAUGAGCAGAAUGACAGGCUAACACCAAAAAUUGGAUUCCCUUGGAGUGAAAUCAGAAAUAUUUCUUUCAAUGACAAGAAGUUUGUAAUCAAGCCUAUUGACAAGAAAGCACCAGACUUCGUAUUCUAUGCCCCUCGGUUGCGGAUUAACAAACGAAUCCUGGCACUUUGUAUGGGAAACCAUGAGCUCUACAUGCGCAGACGUAAACCAGAUACCAUUGAGGUGCAGCAGAUGAAAGCACAGGCUCGGGAAGAGAAGCAUCAGAAACAGAUGGAGAGAGCCCUGCUGGAGAAUGAGAAGAAGAAGAGGGAAUUGGCAGAAAAAGAGAAGGAGAAGAUUGAACGUGAGAAGGAGGAGCUGAUGGAAAAACUGAAGCAAAUUGAGGAGCAAACCAAGAAGGCUCAGCAAGAACUGGAAGAACAGACCCGUAGAGCCAUGGAGCUGGAGCAGGAAAGAAAGCGAGCUCAGGAGGAAGCAGAAAAACUGGCUAAAGAACGUAGAGAAGCAGAAGAGGCAAAGGAAGCCCUGCUAAAAGCAUCCCAUGAUCAACAAAAGACCCAGGAACAACUGGCUGCUGAAAUGGCAGAACUCACAGCUAGGAUCACACAGCUGGAAUUGGCCAGGCAGAAGAAAGAGAGUGAGGCCCAGGAGUGGCAGCAGAAGGCACAAAUGGUGCAGGAGGACCUAGAAAAGACCAAAGAGGAGCUGAAGACUGCCAUGAGCACUCCUCAUGUCACUGAGCCAAUGCACUCUGAGAACGAGCAUGAUGAUGAGCAGGAUGAAAAUGCAGCAGAAGCCAGUGCUGAGCUUCGAUCAGAGGCCACCAUCAAGGACCGCAGCGAGGAGCAGCGUACCACUGAAGCAGAGAAAAACGAACGAGUGCAGAAACACUUGAAGGCUCUUUCCUCAGAGUUGGCAAACGCUCGGGAUGAAACCAAGAAGACGGCCAAUGAUAUGAUCCACGCUGAGAACAUGCGGCUGGGCCGAGACAAGUACAAGACCCUCCGUCAGAUUCGGCAGGGCAACACCAAGCAGCGCAUUGAUGAGUUUGAGUCCAUGUAAACUCUCCCCUGCGCUUGCCGCUCUGCAGUCCCUUCUCCCUUCUUUCUCAUCCUCUCCCAUCACUCACUCAUAAUCGUGCUGUGCUGGAACCACUACAGAAGAGCGACCAUGGUCUUAUUUAUAGAGUUUUUGGUAAAUGCUGGAGUUCAGCAACAGAAGAAAGAAUGACACUUGCAUAUUCCUGGGGUAGCUUGGGAAAGCUAACUUGUAUUAGGGCAAAUCUGAAAUUUUAUGACUUUGGGUAAAGUCGUACUGCAUUUAGUUUUGCUUACUGAAAUGGCUGUGUAACUGUUCUCUCUCAUUGAGUAGGGAGGCCAGUAGAUACUUUCUCUGAACUAUAUAAAGUGCUAAUAGUUUGACAUUGUGCCUUCCUACUAACUUGCACAAGCUUCAGUAUUAAGCUCUGAGGCCAGGAUCUAAAUUUCUGAUGUCAUUAAGGGUCUGAAUCACGUUGUUGAGAUGGAGAACCUGGAGUCUGGGAAGAAGGGUUGGAGGUAGAAUGUGGACUUAGUUUCUAAAAGACCAAAGCUUUUGUCCUUUAAACGUAAGCAGACCAAACAGAAUCUGUGGCAUUCCUGCUGGUGUUACCUUUAUUGUUUAAAGAUGAAACAUGAAAUUUCCUAAUCACAAGGAGGCCUUUGAAAUAUUUUCACUGAUAUGGGAUAUAUUGGAUGCCUUGACUUCCAGGCUUUCUGGAAUAAGUUUUCCUCUAGGUAAAUGGCUUAAAUGGCUUUGUUUGCUGUUAUUUUGUCUGACUUGAAUGUAACUAGUGAGGCAGAGAUAGCUGAAGAACACUGCCUUUCAUCUUGAGGUCACCACUGAAAAUGGAAAGGCGUAAACAGAAAUUCAAACAACUGAAAACUCCUGUAACUAUAUUUCUUUUGCUGAAGCAGUACAUUUCUAGUCAGAUGGGGUGACUUCAGUUUUUUUCCAUGAGGCCUUUUUAGCAUGUAGUCAUUGGUGCCUUAUGACUGUAUGGAUCUACUGUAGCUCAGAUGUCUUUGUUUAAAAUAGAUACACUCAUAAAAAGUGAAGAACAGCCGAGGACCAAAACUGUUUUGAAUCUGGGUCAUGUAGAAACAAAGCCGUAGCUGUGUCUUCCUGGCUUCCAGCAGCAUUUCAAGGGAGAGGGUCAUGAGAUUUGUCCAAUUGUUGCCUUAAUCUUCACUAGCAUUUUGCCAGAUUCCUGGCUCGAGUGUGUGUGUGUUUUUUUUUUCUCCAGAAGGAUGCUUUGCCUUUUUGUAGUUUCUAGUUCAGAGGGUUCUGUCUCUUAAGAGGAGGACAGUGGUGGCUGUGGGGAGACUCGUCCUGUGUUAAUUGUUGUAAUCACUUUCUAUCCAUUCCUACCAGGCUACCAGGGUCCUCCUUGUCAUUUCUAAGGAGGGAACAGCCAUGUAUGCUCAGGGUUGAAUUGGAUUUAGCCUUGAUCCUUUAUAGAAGGAAAUGUGGACCCCUAGAAGAGGCCUCUUAACGAUGGAUUUCCUCUACAAUGGUGUCUUCAUUUGCUUUGCCCUUCUUAGUACAGCUUGUUCCUAUAGAAAGUAAUGGGGCUAGCCUAUGAUUUAUUUUCUUGCCUAAUGUGAUUCUAAAUUAAUGUGAUUCUAAAUCUUUCUCAAUUUUGUGGAUGCCCUCUUUAUCUGUAUGGUAUCACUGCUCAUGAUGAUUCACAUCUGAAUGCUGAAGUGUUUUCAGCUCCUAUUAUUAUAAGCAAAGGAGGAAUGUGCCAAAAAAGAAAUGUCCACAUCAGUGUUAAUGAACUGCAGUAUUUCCUUAACAACUCCUUGGGCUGCUAGAAACAACCUCACCAGUGUUGUAUUUUUUUGGAAGCAAUACAUGUCUGUGAGUAAUCCAUGGAAAUACCAAUCAACCAAACUAUGGUUAGAAGUUUAGUGUGCUACUUCUGAACAUCCUGAUUAGUGGUAUGGGAGCCCCCUUUACCCUCCUGGACAGAACAUGGGAAUGCAGGAAGCUUUUGGCUGACCAAAAACAUGUGCUCCAGUACUUUGAAAGUCACAAAUGGAAGAUUGCAGUUAAAUUUGUCAGAACGGAUUUGCAUAUUUCUGUACUGAAGGGUUAUUGGCACUGACUCUAUGCGAGUCUCAUUACUGGUGGAGCAGACAACCAUUACACUUCUCUUCUGGUGCUUUAAAGCUGGUUCUCAGCACUUGUGCUCUGUCCACAGCAACUAUUGGUGCAUUUGCAGGGAAAUAAAGCCCUUAUUACAUUAAAACAGUUUCCUAACAAUCUGAUAUAUAGUGCCUGAAAUAUGUGUUCAAAUAAUAAAACAGUGAACCUUUCUGCUCACACAACAUUGCUGAACUCGUGUUACGAUGCUGGCAUAUCUUGUUUAUAAGGUUUGGUGGUUGUUUUUUUUUCUUAAAUCAUUCUAGUUCCAGUUGGUCCAAUAUAGAAUAGAACAGCCUGUGCCAGUGACCUGACCUCACUCUUUGUAGUUGUUUCAGCUAUGCCUUCUUCUUAAGCAGUAUUAUAUUCCAGUGGUAUCUAAUGAUAUUUGAUUUCAAUACUUCUAGCUAUGCACAAUUAGAAAACUAGAAAAUAUUAGUUGUGGGAUGGAGGAUGUUUAUGGUCCCCUUCCCUUGGAAAUAUAUACUGUAUUAUAAAGAAAUGAUAUUUUGCAAGAAAACUAAUGUAAGAAGCUUUCAGUAUUACAGUGAGAUUUGUAGGCAUGUUUUUUAAUUUUUAUUUUUCAGAUUUGUUUUUCUUCCUUUCCAUGUCCCAAUUCAAAUGGAUAACUACUCCUCAUGGGGGUGGAGGGAGGGAAGAAGAAAUACCUUAUCAAAUGUUUGCCUGGCUUGAUUUAUCUCUCUUUUUUUUUCUUCUAUUUUUUGUUGUUGUUGUCGCUGUAAAUUAUUAUUUUUUUGACCAGCCUUUUUACUGGAUUGUAAUAAAACACAUUUUCUUAGGGUUAUGGAGUAAUUCAUGGAUCCAUGUGGUUAUUUGCAAAUAGACCCUUGAUAUUAAGGCUUUUUUUUUUCCUGUUUGGGAGGAGCUGUUAAAAUCCAUACCCUGUUCUUCCUACAGUGCCAAUAAAGUUUAGAGAAAUUCA
Molecule: messenger RNA, 4941 nt
Organism: Tympanuchus pallidicinctus (lesser prairie-chicken)
Lineage: Eukaryota; Metazoa; Chordata; Aves; Galliformes; Phasianidae
Gene: MSN
Product: moesin
Exons: 13
Coding region: 132-1874 (580 amino acids)
Biological process (GO): positive regulation of protein localization to early endosome; regulation of organelle assembly; positive regulation of early endosome to late endosome transport
Cellular component (GO): plasma membrane; filopodium; microvillus
Molecular function (GO): actin binding; cell adhesion molecule binding
Source: RefSeq, a predicted model, not a curated record